Molecule: messenger RNA, 1210 nt
Organism: Trichoderma asperellum CBS 433.97
Lineage: Eukaryota; Fungi; Ascomycota; Sordariomycetes; Hypocreales; Hypocreaceae
Biological process (GO): hypoxanthine salvage; purine ribonucleoside monophosphate biosynthetic process; adenine catabolic process
Cellular component (GO): nucleus; cytosol
Molecular function (GO): adenine deaminase activity
Source: RefSeq, a predicted model, not a curated record
AUGUGCAACGACAAACUUCAUCAGUUUCUUCAGGCUCUCCCCAAAUGUGAGCAUCAUGUUCACAUAGAGGGCACUAUCUCUCCAGAGUUAUUUUUCAGUAUUGCUUCUAAAAACAGCGUAUCAUUACCGUCAGAUGACCCGGCUUUUAGUAGCCCGGCAGCUUUACAAGCGCGUUAUCAAAAUUUCUCUUCUCUCGACGAUUUCUUGCAUUACUAUUUCAUUGGAUUUUCCGCACUCAUCAAUGCUUCGGAUUUUGAAGCGCUGACAUAUGAUUAUCUCGCUCUUGCGUAUUCACAGAAUGUAUACCAUUGCGAGAUAUUCUUUGAUCCGCAAGCCCAUAUCUCGCGCAAUGUGUCAUACCAUACCGUUAUCGCUGGGAUGAAUGCCGCAAAGGCAAGAGCUGCGGCUGAUUUCCCUAAGCUCAGCGUUGAGUUCAUACCUUGUUUGCUACGCCAUCUGCCAGUGCCUUCAGCGCAUGAGUUGCUCGUAGAGCUACUCGCCUCUGGUCACUUUUUUGACGGUACACUGGUCGGGUUCGGAAUGUCUAGUACCGAACUAGGAAAGCACCCUUCGGUUUAUAAGUCUGUUUACGAUGCAGCCAAAGCCGCUGGGAUUAAUAACUUCACGGCUCACUAUGGCGAAGAAGGUCCUUCAGAAUAUGUGAAAGAUGCGUUAUCACUUCUUAGCGUGAGUCGCAUAGAUCAUGGUCGGCGCUCUGCUGAAGAUGCAGAUCUUAUCGCUCAGCUUGCCGAAUCAGCCACUAUGUUGACUCUGUGCCCUUUGUCGAACGUCGUGUUGAAAGGGGUGAACAGGAUACAUGAUAUACCAAUUCGAGAAUUCCUAGAUGCCGAUGUGAGAUUCAGCAUCAAUAGCGAUGAUCCCGCUUAUUUUGGAGGCUAUAUAAUGGAAAAUUAUUGUGCUGUACAGGAAGCUUUUGGAUUGACUGUGGAAGACUGGGAGAAGAUUACUCGCGGAGCUGUUGCAGGAAGCUGGUGCUCUUCAGAGAGAAAAGAGCAGCUUUUAAGGGAAGUGGACAGUGUGUUGCAAAAUUGGAUUUAAAAAAGCGAUACCUGCGGGUGCAUCUAGACUUACUUCUCUAGCUCUUAGUUGAAGGGACGAGGAAAGUCUGAAAGGAAUGUGAGGUAGUUGGUACAAUGAAACUAUUGAUCAAGGGGAAGCUCCCAGCUAUAAAUGUUUUAUACGAUAAAGC